AUGAAAACCAUUAUCGAGUGGUUACCAAAAGGUCUUAAAGUUUUAAGAUUAGGGGGAAUCAUUUCAACAAAUAAACUUCCAGAGGGAUUAAUUUUUUUAUAUCUUGAAUGCCUAUCAAAUAGAUUACUUUCAAAUAUUGAAUAUAUUGAACUUGGUAAAUCAUUUCAUUCACCUUUUGAUGUCCCUUCAACUAUAAAAACAUUUAAACUUACAAGUAAUGUUAGUGGUUUCUUUCUUUAUAAUGCCGAUUUCAAUGAAUGUUAUUCUUUAACAAAUUUAGAAUUUGGUAGAAGUGAUAACCCAAAUUUAGAAAAUAAUAAUUUUCCCAACUCUUAA
Messenger RNA from Dictyostelium discoideum AX4, 336 nucleotides. RefSeq lists its product as hypothetical. The transcript has 2 exons. Lineage: Eukaryota; Evosea; Eumycetozoa; Dictyosteliales; Dictyosteliaceae. The record is from RefSeq and is a predicted model, not a curated record. Bases 1 to 336 code for a protein of 111 amino acids.